AUGUCACGUGUGACGCCAUGGGCUUCCCGCGCUCGGCUCCUCGCCAAGCUUCGCCCUUACGCCGUGGCAGGGGCAGAAGAGGCCGGCCGAGCGCCCCUGGCGCUGCUCCCCGAGGUCUGCGGCCACGUUCGAGGAUUCGGCCCUGCGGACCUGCGCCUGCUCUUGGCGGCGUAUGCCGGCCACGGUCAGGCGCUGCAGCUGAGGCAAAGCCAGAGCCCCGCAACAGCAAGCAAGGACGUGCCGGAAGCUACAGUGACGCUGCAGGACCUCGUCUUGCAGCUGCUGGUGGGCGGCUCGCGGCUCGGCACUCCGCAGCAGCUUCUGGAGACGGGGGAGGUGGUCUCCAUCCACGCGCCAUGCAGCUCUCAGCUAGCGGGCGAGUUCUGGGUGGUCUUCGCCGAGCGCGUCACGCGCCUGGCCGGCGGAGAGGGGCUGGAGGGCCGGCAGAUGGCCUGGGUCUUUGCCACCUGUGCACGCUGGACCCGACGAUGCUUCGCAAUCGAAUCGCCGAGCUGGGGUCACAUGAUUCGAACGCUGGGUGGCAGACUGGCCGAGCCGGAGAACUUGGACAAGCUUGAGCUGUCAGAGGUGGUGGCUUUGGCCAAGGAUGCGGCGCACCUCGGAGAGCCCCAGUUGAGGCUCGCAGCUGCCAUCGGCCACCGGGUCGGCAUGCCGGGGAGCGGUGGCGCCAAAGACGGCGGAAUGCACGACUUGAGCCCCCAAGAUCUCAUCGACCUCAUCGGCGCAGCGGGGUCGCUGGGCGGCCGGCUUCACAUGAUGACCCGAGCACUGUCGAACCAGCUGGAGCCUAGCUUGCCGGAGCUUCCCACGUCUUCAUUGGUCCAACUCUGCUCGCACCUGGGGGCCUUGAACAUGUUCCCGCAGCGGCUGGCCGCCGCCCUGGAGGAGGCUCUGGCUGUGCGGCUGCGUUGCGAGCCGCUUCAGGCCCCUGCUGCACUGAAGCUCCUUCGUGCUUUCGGCCGGCUACGAUGGCGUUCCCCAGGGGUGCUGAGACCAGUGCUGGCGUGCUUGAGGAAGCCAUGCUCCUUGGACACCCUGGGGGGUGCCUCCCUGGGAAGCGUGCUCUAUGAGCUGUACAGGCUGGACAUCUGGGACGAGGAAGCCACCAAUGCGGUUUGCCACAGGCUUCGUGGACCCCCCGUGGAAUGCGAGAGAGAUGGCGCGCUGAAGACGGCUGGCCAGUUCAUGGCCACAGCGCUUCCUUGCAAGACGGCGGCCAACCUCCUCCUAGCCAUGAGCUACUUCUCCGUGGCAGACAAGGAACUGCACCGACGCCUGGUUCAGGAGCUGCUUCGCGCAAAGGACCUGCCCCAGGAGGCCAUGUACCAGGUCAAAACCUUCGAGAUGGCAAUUCGCCUGGGUCACGCAGCGGUGACCCUGCAGGACCUCGGCGGCCUCGCCGCGCGCUGGCUGUUCAGCGUGCGCGGCGCGGCCGGCGCGCCCGAGCUGCGGGGAGAGUCCGCCUUCGCGGAUGAGGUUUCUCAGGUGGCGAGGAACAUCUCCUGGCAUCACCGGACGGAGGUGGAAGUGGGCCCGUAUAUGCUGGACUUCGCGGCAGUGAGCGGUGAUGGCCACGACGAGGAGAACCCGCCUGAUGGCUGGGACGAGAACAAACCAGGGCGCUCGCUGGCACGGUACUGCGUGGCAGUUGAGGCGGAUGGCCCGUCACACUUCUACAGGCCUCAUGGAAGACCGUGGCACUGGACGUCCACGUCUAAACUUCGACACCGCCUGCUGUCAGCCAUGAGAAUCCGGGUUGCCCACGUGCCUUUCUAUGACUGGCUGCAGCUUGAAGGACUCGCGCAGAAAGAGGCCUAUUUGACGGAGCUUCUCCUGAAAGUACACAGCAGCCCCUUCCCCUCGCUGAAGCUGGAAACCCCAAAAGGUGCAGCAGAUGCCGAGGCUGAGCAGCCCGAUGCGAUUGGGUCUGGGAGGCCCAGAGGCAGCUACAUGCAGCGGAAGGUCGCGACGAGAUCACGGGCUCUUCAGCCACGGCCCGGCUAA
Messenger RNA from Symbiodinium natans, 2025 nucleotides. Lineage: Eukaryota; Dinophyceae; Suessiales; Symbiodiniaceae. The record is from the annotation of a GenBank genome assembly.